This is a messenger RNA of Neofelis nebulosa (Clouded leopard), 2939 nucleotides long. RefSeq names its product UDP-GlcNAc:betaGal beta-1,3-N-acetylglucosaminyltransferase 9 (gene B3GNT9). Gene Ontology annotation, molecular function: hexosyltransferase activity. Gene Ontology annotation, cellular component: membrane. Lineage: Eukaryota; Metazoa; Chordata; Mammalia; Carnivora; Felidae. The coding region runs from base 330 to 1739 and encodes 469 amino acids. The transcript is spliced from 2 exons. The record is from RefSeq and is a predicted model, not a curated record.
CUGAGGAGAGGCUCUUCCAAGAUAGUCUGGGACAGUGGCCAAGUAGAUGUCUAAGACGCUGGGCCUCAGGGAUUUGGGACCCGCCUGCCCCAGGCUCCUGCCAGCCAAGACCCUGUCCCACUCCGAAGAGGUGGGGGUGUGGAGAUUAACCAGAAAGGCUGUUUCUUCCUGCCCUCACGGAAAGGCAGAUUUGGGGCAUUUGAGCCCACACCGAGACUAGAACCCACCUUCUCAGACCUUCCCAGAGAGUUGCCUGUGGGGAUUCUCAGAGAUUAGUCCCCACUUGGAGACAGCGCUCCCUGAGGCGCCAGGGCGGAGCUGAGCUCCAGAUGUCCCGGCGCGCACAGCUGGAGGGUCACGUGGCAGCGGCCCCGGCCCCCCUUCCUGCCAACGCUGCAUUUGGCCCAGGCCCGGUUCAUGGCUGCCCUUGGGACCCUGCGCUGAGCCCCGGAGCCCUGGCGUCCGGGGCCGCGCCGCUCCCAAGGGACGAGAGGGGCGGGGGCGUGAGCCACGCGGACAUGAGGCGGAGGCUGCGCCUACGCGGGGACGCGUCGAUCACGCUUCUCCUUGGCACCGCCCUCGGCCUCCUGCUCUACACACAGCGCGAGGGCGCGACCCCGACGACCAACGCACCCCGAGCGCAAGGGAAGGUAGAGGCAGCGCCUACUCCGGGACUCCGAGUCUUCCAGGCACGGGACGCGGACGCAGCCCCAGCCCCAGCCCCUCUGGUCUACGAAGGGGACACACCGGAGCCGCCCACACCCACGGGACCCUUUGACUUUGGCCGCUACCUACGCGCCAAGGACCAGCGGCGCUUCCCCUUGCUCAUUAAUCAGCCGCACAAAUGCCGAGGAGAUGGCGCACCUGAAGGUGGACCUGACUUGCUCAUCGCCGUCAAGUCAGUGGCGGCGGACUUCGAGCGGCGCCAGGCCGUGCGCCAGACGUGGGGUGCUGAGGGCCGUGUGCAGGGGGCGCUCGUGCGCCGCGUGUUCUUGCUGGGCGUGCCCAGAAGCACGGGCACUGACAGGGCAGACGCCGAGGGGGAGGGCACGCGAACCCACUGGCCAGCCCUGCUGCGUGCCGAAAGCCGUGCAUACGCGGACAUCCUGCUCUGGGCUUUUGACGACACUUUCUUCAACCUAACGCUCAAGGAGAUCCACUUUCUGGCCUGGGCCUCGGCCUACUGUCCCGAGGUGCGCUUCGUUUUUAAGGGCGACGCAGAUGUGUUUGUGCACGUGGGAAACCUGCUGGAGUUCCUGGCGCCGCGGGACCCGGCGCAGGACCUGCUUGCGGGUGACGUGAUUGUGCAGGCUCGGCCAAUCCGCGCGCGGGCUAGCAAAUACUACAUCCCAGAGGCUGUGUAUGGCUUGCCCGCCUACCCGGCCUACGCAGGUGGUGGUGGCUUUGUGCUUUCAGGGGUUACGCUGCGUCGCCUGGCCGGCGCCUGUGCACAGGUUGAGCUUUUUCCCAUUGACGACGUCUUUCUGGGCAUGUGUCUACAGCGCCUUCGGCUCACACCGGAACCUCACCCUGCUUUCCGCACCUUUGGCAUCCCUCGUCCUUCAGCGGCGCCGCACCUGCGCACCUUUGACCCCUGCUUUUACCGAGAGCUAGUUGUAGUGCACGGGCUCUCGGCGGCCGACAUCUGGCUUAUGUGGCGCCUGCUGAACGGGCCCCAUGGCCCAGCCUGUGCGCGUCCUUGGCCUGCUGCUGCUGGCUCUUUCCGGUGGGACUCCUAAGUAACUUCAUGGCCCCAAGAUCCCCUUCAUUCAGACCCAGGAUAAUUAUUGCCGUGUAUGUAAUUCUCUCCCGGAGGCUGAAGAGUUCAAACUCUAGCCCCAUUUCACCAGGAAUUGGCCUCUACGGGGCCCCAAGGAACUAAGAUUGUGCUUGGCUCCUGCUGGCCUGGAACCAUUCGAAAAGUAGUCCUUUGAGACAGCCAGGGCUGAGGCCAUAGAGCACCAGGCUCUGCCAAACAGGGACAUGUUUGGUCCUCCUACUACCAAAUAGGUUUUGGGGAGCUGGGAUGGGUGGUGGUAAGAGGCUCACGUAAUCUGACCCUAGUCCUUGGUUUGGAGGCCCUAGAAUGCUGCAGAUGCAGUUUUUUGUUUUUUUCUCCAAGGCUGGAGGAGGUGUGGGGGCCUGGCCUCGGUCCUCCAGGCAGGCAUUUGGCUUCCCACCUGCGCCUCCAAAUCAGAUUUUCAGCCCUGGGCAGAUCUUUAAAUCUUCUGAGGUCUAUCCUGAAGCCAACCCCUCCUGGGCCCUGGUCUGGCUGGAACACCAGGGACAGAGGCACACAGGGAUAGCUGAGUGCAUGGUCCCACCUAGAGUCUCCCCACUGCAGAACUUUCACCCAUACAACAAUGCCAGUCUCCUACUAGAGGCUAUGCUGCCCCACUCAGAGGAGCCAAAGAACCUAAGAUAAAGCUACCACCAUAAAAGUACCCAUAUUCUUCAACCACCCAGUUUCUCAAAAAUCAACACCCCAUGUUUAUUUUAGUACAAACAUCCCAGCAACAGCACGUGGUAAGCCGCUGCUGAGGGCAUAGGCCUUUAUUGGAGGGGUAUGGGCAGGGCAUGAGGAAGGUUCCCCUAUUCUAGGAGGAUGGGAAUAGUCCUUGCUGCCCCAACAGUGGGAUGUAAUGUGGGCUGGGGGGAGGGGGGGUCCUCCGGCCAGGCCACAGUCCAAAUAGGAAGACAUCAGUCAGUCACAAAGUUAUGGGAGCGCCACACAAGCCUGGCUGUAACCCAGGAACCACUUAGGAGCCUGGGGCAGGUCCCCUGCACAUUCAUUGUUAAACUCUACAGGAUGAGGCUGUACAUGAGUUAAUUACAAAAGAGUCAUAUUUACAAAAAUAUGUACACACAUUUGAAAAACUCACAAAAUUGUCAUCUAUGUAUCACAAGUUGCUAGACCAAAAUAUUAAAAAUGGGAUAAA